Molecule: messenger RNA, 772 nt
Organism: Oncorhynchus gorbuscha (pink salmon)
Lineage: Eukaryota; Metazoa; Chordata; Actinopteri; Salmoniformes; Salmonidae
Product: diphthine methyltransferase-like
Exons: 3
Coding region: 86-313 (75 amino acids)
Source: RefSeq, a predicted model, not a curated record
CCCAGUCCACCUGGCCGUGCUGCUGCUCCAGUUUCAACUGUUCUGCCUCUAUGACGAGCAGGUGCUCCUAUGGGUUGAGAGAAACAUGUGCCAGCCUCUAAGUCCAGAUGCCCUGAGUGGAGGAGUGUGGAGACUGAAAUGCUAUCCUACCCAUGAGCACCUGCUGUUGGCAGCUUGCAUGCACAUCGACUUCCAGAUCCUUAACUGCCAGCAAGUCCUGGAGGGCAGUGGAGGAGCGUGUUCUGUCCGAGCCGACAUCCUUCACAACUCUCUGGCCUACGGGGUCGACUUGGCCAACCUUUCCCUGGCCUAACCAAAAUAAUAAAGAAAACAAAGAUAGCUAAGACCAGGGCGUGACACAAAAGCACAUUUGCGAAAAAGCACAAUCGUUGCACAAAUGUACCUAACCAUAAUCAUCAAUGCCUUCCUUAAAAUCAAUACACAGAAUUAUAUAUAUUUUUAUAAACCUGCAUAUUUAGUUAAAAGAAACGCAUGUUAGCAGGCAAUAUUAACUAGGAAACUAUAUCACUUCUCUUGAGUUCAGUGCAAGCGGUUCUGUAUUUCACUGAAAGGAUAAAUGUUUUGCUUUCUAAAUUAUAGUUUCCGGAUUAGACCAUAUUGAUGACAAAAGGCUCGUAUUUCGGUAUGUUUAUUAUAAUUAAGUCUAUGAUUUGAUAUUUGAUAGAGCAGUCUGACUGAAUGGUGGUAGGCAGCAGCAGGCUUGUAAGCAUUCAUUCAAACAGCACUUUACUGCAUUUGCCAGCAGCUCUUC